CUCGGGGCAGCCGGAAGUAGCGUGCGGCCGGGGGCGGGCCCGCGUGCCGCGUGUGGCGGUAUGGAGGCGCCGCUGGAGGUGGUGUCGCAGCUGGAGAGCCUGGCGUUUGAGCCUGACACCACCGAGCCGCCGCCGGACAGCGCGGGGGACGCGCCGAGCCCUCCGAGCCCCCAGGCGGGUGGUGGGGAAGACCGGGCCCCGCCGCCCCCAGCCGAGGGAGUGCGCUGCUCGCCGCCGCCUGCGAGCCGCAGCGGGCCUCCCGCCGCCGUCCCCUCGUCAGAGUCGGACAGUGAUACGGAUUCGGAUAGUUCAUCAACUACAUCCUCUUCUUCGUUUUCGCCUUCAUCUGUGUCUGGUGAAGAUGAUCAUCCAAAUGAGAAGGAUAACAGAUCUUACUGUAUUAAAACAAAAGAUGAGUUGCCUAUUGAUGACUUGCCUCCUGUUGAAGACUUAACAAUAAUUCUGCCUGAUGAUGUUGAACUGAAGCUCUUUGGGACAGUUUCCAGCAUAAUUGAGCAGCUAGUAAUAAUUGAAUCACUGAGAGGCCUACCUCCAUUAAAUGAGGAAAGCAUAAUAUUUAAAGAAGAUCGGCAAGCAGCAGGAAAGAUAUUUGAGAUAUUUGGUCCUGUUUUACAUCCUUUUUAUGUGUUAAGAUUUAACAGCUUGGAGCAUAUCAAAGCAAAAGGUAUUAAUGUGCAAGAUAGCAUGUAUUUUGCUCCCUCAGUAGAGGACUUCACCCAGUAUAUAUUUGCAGAGAAGCUAAAACAGGAAAAAGGUUCAGAUGCAUCUUGGAAGAAUGACCAAGAGCCACCACCUGAGGCCUUGGAUUUCAGUGAUGAUGAAAAAGAAAGAGAGGCAAAGCAGAAGAAGAAGCAGCCUCAAAGUCAAGGAAGGAAGAAACUCAAAUCGGAAACAAAUACAUCAAGUGAGAAUAAAGGACUUCAUCAGCCAAUGCAACAGCCUGCUUCAGGUUAUUCAAGGGGGUAUCGUGGCAGAGGAUUCUCCAGGGAUCCAUUUCCUCCUCCAUCAGACCAUCCAGGAUUUUUGAGACCACAAGUAAGACUGCCACAGUUUUACUCUUCAGACAACAGAGUACAUCAGGAAUCUCCAGUGUUUCCUCAUAGAAAAGAAAAUCCAAUGAUGCAACAGUAUCCCUUUCCUCCUCCAGUUUUUGGUUCUGUUAACGAUAUGCAUCAAUUCCACCUUCCACCUUCAAAUCUGAAUAUGAUUUGGACAGGCCCGAAUAUGUACAACUCAUCAUACCCAUUCUUACCGCCUCCACCGCCGCCACCUCCGCCUCCCUCUGAUAGCCAUCCUUCUCAGUUCAGGCCUUACUAAGUUUCCGUAAAUGUGCAUAUGGAGCGUUGCAGUUUAAAGGGAGGAAGAACAGUCUGUGAAAAC
This is a messenger RNA of Strigops habroptila (Kakapo), 1401 nucleotides long. RefSeq names its product nuclear assembly factor 1 ribonucleoprotein (gene NAF1). Gene Ontology annotation, biological process: box H/ACA snoRNP assembly; ribosome biogenesis; pseudouridine synthesis. The coding region runs from base 61 to 1338 and encodes 425 amino acids. The transcript is spliced from 8 exons. Lineage: Eukaryota; Metazoa; Chordata; Aves; Psittaciformes; Psittacidae. Gene Ontology annotation, molecular function: RNA binding. Gene Ontology annotation, cellular component: sno(s)RNA-containing ribonucleoprotein complex. The record is from RefSeq and is a predicted model, not a curated record.